Messenger RNA from Echinops telfairi (small Madagascar hedgehog), 6106 nucleotides. It is a transcript of the gene DCUN1D3, whose product is annotated as defective in cullin neddylation 1 domain containing 3. NCBI's taxonomy places the organism in Eukaryota, Metazoa, Chordata, Mammalia, Afrosoricida, Tenrecidae. Gene Ontology annotation, molecular function: ubiquitin conjugating enzyme binding; cullin family protein binding; ubiquitin-like protein binding. The coding region runs from base 200 to 1114 and encodes 304 amino acids. Gene Ontology annotation, biological process: protein neddylation; positive regulation of ubiquitin-protein transferase activity. The record is from RefSeq and is a predicted model, not a curated record. The transcript is spliced from 3 exons. Gene Ontology annotation, cellular component: ubiquitin ligase complex.
CUGGAAACGCGAGUGGGGAUGGUAGGUGGCUUGGACCCGCCGGGCCGCCGUCGUUUCCAGAAAGGGUUUGACCGGCGGAACCUCUGGAGCAGCUGUUGGCUGGCUCCUCUAGCUGAUGGCAUGUUGAGGCAUAUAAGUCAGCAGCAACGAGGGCAUCUCAUCCUGAGGGGGCCACUCUAGAGUCCAGGCCACCAGCACCAUGGGCCAGUGUGUCACCAAAUGUAAGAAUCCCUCGUCAACCUUGGGCAGCAAGAAUGGAGACCGUGACCCCAGCAGCAAAUCACACAGCCGGCGGAGCGCAGGCCACCGUGAGGAACAAGUGCCAGCUUGUGGCAAGCCAGGUGGGGAUAUUCUCGUUAAUGGGACCAAGAAAACGGACGCUGCCACCGAGGCCUUCCAGCUGCCAACAUCCUCAGGAGACGCUGGGAGGGAGCCAAAGUCCAAGGCCGAGGAGUCUUCCUUGCAGAGGUUGGAAGAACUAUUCAGGCGCUACAAGGACGAGCGGGAGGAUGCAAUUUUGGAGGAAGGCAUGGAGCGCUUUUGCAAUGACCUGUGUGUCGACCCCACAGAAUUUCGAGUGCUGCUCUUGGCUUGGAAGUUCCAGGCUGCUACCAUGUGCAAAUUCACCAGGAAAGAGUUUUUUGAUGGCUGCAAAGCAAUAAGUGCAGACAGCAUUGAUGGGAUUUGUGCGCGGUUCCCCAGCCUCUUAAUUGAAGCCAAACAAGAGGACAGAUUCAAGGAUCUUUACCGGUUUACAUUUCAGUUUGGCCUGGACUCGGAAGAAGGGCAGCGGUCGCUGCAUCGGGAAAUAGCCAUUGCCCUGUGGAAACUAGUCUUUACCCAGAACAAUCCUCCCGUUUUGGACCAGUGGCUACACUUCCUCACAGAGAACCCCUCGGGGAUCAAGGGCAUCUCCCGGGACACUUGGAACAUGUUCCUUAACUUCACUCAGGUGAUUGGCCCCGACCUCAGCAACUACAGCGAAGACGAGGCCUGGCCAAGUCUCUUUGAUACCUUUGUGGAGUGGGAAAUGGAGCGGAGGAAAAGAGAAGAGGAAGGGAGUGGUGUGUUCAGCUCAGGGCCCCAGGGCUUGUGUCCUGAGGGGCAGACUUAGCGGCUCCGCAAGGAGCAACACCAAGGAUCUGUCCGCUGCCCUGCAGCCAACGGAGGAGUUAGACUUUUCUGGAAAUUACUGAAGAUCCGGAUAUUUUCUACUUUACACCUUUCUCUGCCUUGUAUCUGAAAGGGCUCUAAAAUGCUGUAUCAUGUUUUAGGCACUUUCUUCAUUUUGGUUAUUUUGGUUAUUUCUUUCAUUUGGGGGGGUACCCCAAAAUAUUUGAACCUGGCUACAUGUUGUGUAUCGUUUUUUGAAGCCUUCAGAUAGGAGAAGCCUGCCAUUUCUUGCACAAAUUAGAUUUGGGGGUGUGGGGGGCUAGAGUGCAGAGCAGGAUGGGGUCUGGGACAGUUAGGUUGAAUGAACAAAAAAAACGACCCAGUGCCAGGUCUGUUUUGCAUAUUUUGUUUUUCAGGGCAGGUCUGUACUUUGUGUAGUGCUGUUUACAUGGUUGAAUUUAGGUUGUAAUAAUUCUUUUUAAAGAUUUACGCCAAGUUGAAUUGCAGUGUUAACUGUUAACCACAUUGCAUUAAUUCCCAGACAGUUCAAAGCCCUGGGGGAGCUUUUGCCGUCUGUUGACACCCACCUUCAAGCUAAUUUAUCGGAAACCCUCCUUUCCCUCACUUCUUGCUCAUUCCUUCAUUGAUCUAUUGCAUUUCAUGUUGCGUUUACCCACCAACAUGCUGCCCCCGCCAGGCAAGUGAGCAGUUAUUUGUUUAAGCGCACCAUACUGAGAACCACUGAAGCAUCGCAUGCAGAGAAGCAGUGCUACCUCAGUUUUGCUGGAAGUAGACCUCUCUGGUAGUUUUUGUUCUUUGUUGAAGUUUCUGUGUUUUCAUGUUGUAAGUGGAAAUACUUUCUUCUCCUGCUUUUUUAAUUUGACAUGGAGCCAAAGUUCCUGUUCCUGGUGGUUGGAAAACUCUGCCUGCCGGCCAGCUGACUUAAAAAAAAACUGUGGUAUGGAGCUCUGCUUGAAAUUUUGUAUUGUUAUUUUGUUAAUUUUUUUUCUUUGAAUAUCAUUAGCUUACUUGUCUGGCAAGUGAAGAAGCCUGGGGCUGGCCUGAGCUCUGCCAAGCCAACAUACGACGUGUAUUUAAUAGUUGACCGUGUGCCCUCUCCCCUCUUGCUGCACCCAUGUUGUCACCGAAGCCCCAGGAGUUAUUUAUUACCUGUUCUGUUAAAGUCAGGCUCACUGGGGGUAAUGUGAUGACUGUUUAGGUUUACAUGACCCUCCUCUCCUCCCUGCCCCCAAAUAUGCAUAUAUACAUAUAUGUAUAUAUUUUACCUAUAUAAAAUAUAUAUACACACAUAUAUGUAUUGAUAGUCAAUUGUUUCUUUGCCUGCUAAAACUGGCCGUAAAAGAGGGAGCUGCCUUCAGUAUAUGACAGUGGAAGGUGAGCACCAGGGAACACGAGGAUGAAGGAGGCUUUUGAAUCUGAAUUUGGACCAUUUUCACUUAGCCUUUCCUUUUAAGAUAGAGUGCCCCAAACUCCUUCACGCACCGGCUCCGCAAGGCCAACGUUGGCCAGACUGCCACACAGGGACCCGAGGAGCUGAUUCUGGCCCACACCUAGUUUCAGUAGUGGAGUCUCUUGCUGUUUUUCAGUUUUACAAAAUAUGUCUUCUAGAAGCUGUGCCAAUUGGCAGGAACUUACACAGUUCAGCUUCCGACACUUGGAAACACAUUGAAAAGGGAAUCUUUUAAAUAAACUCUUAAAAGAAUAUUUAUACUCCGGGGGCAGUGAGAAUUUGUCAUUUGGAGUUUGCUCUCCUAAUCCCGCCUUACCCCAAGUAGGUGUUUACAUCUUGAGCAGGAACUGCUUGUCUUCAUUCUUUUAUGCUUACACCUUUGGGCCUCCGUUGUUGCAAAGAUGAUUGGGGAUGUUGCUGCGGUGUUUCUCUAAAAUUGACAUUAACAGAGAAUGUCCUGGAACUUGGUUUUUUGAGGAGUAGAUGCUGUUAGAAGCUGAAGAGAGUCUUAGGCCGGGUGCCUGCUUUGUUGUCACUGAAUCAGUCCUGCCUAUGUAAGAGUCUCUUGGGGCCCAAGCAGGUCUGACCUCCGCUGUAGUAGUCGUGUUAGGCUAAGGUCUUAAAAGAGACCUCCUCCUCCCGUAACCAUCUGCACCCCGGUUCUUCUCCAUUCUAGAAUGGCCGGAGGUUGGCUGAGGGGAAGACAGGCUGUUCCUACUAGAGAAGGUCCUUUCUGACCCAGGUCUGAAGGAUGUACAGGGGGAAAGUACACGAGAUGGAGGAUGCCGAAGGGACUGGAUUCCUCCCAGCCUAUCAGAAGGCAUUCCAUGCAUUAAAAUCCAUAGAUUUGACUCACAGUAACCCUAUAAGACCGAGUAGUUCUGCCCCGCAGUGUUUCCAAGGCUAAUAUUUACAGGAACAGACAACCACAUCUUUCUACUGAGGAGCAGGAUUGGUGGCUUUGAACCACAGACCUUUCAUUAAUACCUAACUGCGUCGCCAACAAGACUCCUUCGUUCUGUAUAUUAGGUGGACUAUAUAGUAGGUAGAUCUUUUGUUUUUAAGCUAUUAACACACACACACACACACAAGCUGCCCCCAACCAAGUGUUGAGUCCAUUCUGACUCCUGGCCAGUGUCAGAGUAGAACUGUGCUCCAGUUUUCAGGGCUGCUUUUUCUAAUGUAGACCAAGUCAACGCUAAGUGGACUGAGCUUCCCACCUUUUAAGCAGCAGCCAAGCACCUUUGCACCCCCCAAGGACUCCCUUCCCAGCCACGGAGCCAUUCAAAAGAACACGUUUUGAUGUUUUUAAUGAUCCAUUGGUGAAACGCAUCUGGAGAAGUCAGAACGGGAGCUGGUCAGACAGAAACACUCUUCGUUUGGUUCCCUGAUGCUCACCCACCACCCAGGCGUGCCAGUUUCUGCAGUAGCUCUGGGCCAAAGCACGGAGUUUUCGUGGCCAAGGAAAUGCAGACGCUUUUCAGCAAAGGGAUCCGAGGUGAGGUGUGUGUAGUAUUUUCAGUUAAGCUUCUGGCAAUAAAAUGCCCUGUUCCUCGGAACCUAAGGCAGGUUUUGUUCUUAACGGAGCAGUAAUUCUGUGGAAGAAGCCAAAGGCACACCCCUCGGGCGAGUCCUACACCCUUCACACUGGCAGUGAGACUCCAGAGUGGUGUGGGGAUGCGGGAAGUUUAAAAGCCAACAUCUGAAGGAUACCUCAACAAAUAGAAUGUGUGUUGGGAAAUUGCUUGGUUUGGGGCAAAUGGUUUUGUGAGCUGUUAUUUUCUCUAGCAAUUUAUUAGAAAGCUGGUAUGAGAUGAAGCGUUGCUUCAUUGACUCGCUUUCCCCCACCCUGCCAACUCUGAAUGUAUCGCUUUUAACUGCACCCCUUGUACUGGCUCUGCAUUGCUUCAGCUGGUUGCCCCAGUAGCUGCCCUCUCAUGGCUGCCAGAUAUGGCUAUAUUCUAAGUUAGGUCCAAAGCCCAUGCCUACCCUUCUGACAAGGAAAAAAACCUAGAACUGAAUAAAGAUCUCUGCUUGCUUGACCAAGGCCCCAGGUCCAAGGAAGUCCCAUUGGGAAGGUCCCAUGUUAAACUUCCCCCAGGAAACCUUGAACUAGCCCUGGCGAGAAAGAAUUCAACAGCACGGUAUGAAGUGAUCUCUGGAACAGUGCUGAUCUGAUCUCCCAGGGCCUGGUGUCCACAGUCAGUCCUCAGUGCCAGAGGCUGCAGCGGAGGAGACUCCACAGUGGAUUGGAUGACCUUGGUGUACUAUGCCAAAUUAUGGUAAACCCUGGGGGGAGCUGUGGGGGAAGGACUUGUCUAAAAGAAGAACAUCUUUCAGUUUGCCAUCCUUAGUGUUAGGGGAAGGAAGUCCUAAGGCGGCCCCAAUAAAGGGAGGGCUGGAAGGAAGCUGCUGCUGUCUGGGAUGUGGUUUUGUUGCCUGCUUUGCCAUUUUCCCUCCGUUUCUGUUUGAUUAGCGAUUACUUGAACAUUUGGUAACUGACAAAGGUCUUCCUUAAGGGCAUCCAGCAGCCUCCUUUAAACAGCUGACGAGGCAAUUCUGUUUUACAGUUGAAGGGUGUUACUUGGAACUCAGCUGAGGACAUGCCAACACUGAUGCUCCAUUUCUGCUGUGGGUCAAAUGGAGGAGUCCCCAAUCCCCUUCAGAGUUUAUUCCCAUGGUAAUAUAUAAUACGUAAUUCUUAGGAGAAUAAAAAAAAAGUUGGUGGAAAAUUGAAUCAAAAGAUAAGGGAACUUUUCCAUAAACUUUUUGCUCUUAUAUUCACUUUAGCAUGAACCAGGAGUAUGUCUUUUUGAGGCUCAGCAGUGUUUUUCCCCCCUUUUGAAAUGAAACAAGAUGGUAGAAGCCAAGAUAGUUGCAAUGGGUUCUGCGUAAGGUGCUAGGGCAUCUCGUCCUCAUUUCCCUUCCUGAAACCCCAGGCUGCACUCACACCCAGUUCUACUACCCACCAUCCCUCCCACCUACUUUCAACACAAAUCGUGGAUAUUGCCAAAGGAAGCCAUUCAGCAGCUGCAGUGGGUUUCCCACCCCCAAUACUCGUUACUUGCUCUGGGAGGAGUUUUCCUCAGACCCUGGUCCUCAGGCCCCUGCAUCUGUGAUUUAAUUGUUCUUACCUGUUGCACUAAAGAAUCUGAUUCUAGGUUUCAAAGGGGAAUUUGAAGCAAUAGGCAAAUGGGGCUUGGAUGAAUUGGUCCUACAGAUACCCUGCCUUAACCCGCUGAGGUGAUGAGUCCACACUACUCACGUGACCCUCCACCUUUGUGGAUCCUCCUGGUUUGUGACCAGCGUGUCAGUUUCUCGAGGUUGUACAAAGUUGUUGACAGAAGUCAAUACUUUUGUUUGUAUUCUCUGCAUUGUUGCACUCUCCAAAUGGCCCUUUAAAUAUUUUUAUUAACUUGUUACACACAUUUUUUUUGGUCUUUGAUGUCUACAUAUUUUCUUUCGAUGUUUUUUAAUUUGGAAAGUUACCUGCUGUUGGAUUUAAUAAAUUUGUUUACUUGA